Caenorhabditis briggsae is the source of this 999-nucleotide messenger RNA. Lineage: Eukaryota; Metazoa; Nematoda; Chromadorea; Rhabditida; Rhabditidae. The coding region runs from base 1 to 999 and encodes 332 amino acids. The record is from RefSeq and is a predicted model, not a curated record. Gene Ontology annotation, molecular function: cysteine-type endopeptidase activity. The transcript has 3 exons. Gene Ontology annotation, cellular component: lysosome.
AUGAUGAAAGCCUUUGUCUUUGCCGCACUGCUUGCAGUCACUCUUGCAUUCGUUCCAAUCGAUCACCAAUCCUUCGUUGAAACCCUCACCGGAAAAGCUUUGGUUGAUUAUGUCAACUCUGCCCAAUCCCUUUUCAUCACUGAACACGUCGAUGUCUCCGAGGAAUUCAUGAAGUCCCGUGUGAUGAAUGUCAAGUACGCUUCUCCUCCCCCCUCCGAUGAGAUCCGUGCCACUGAGGUCAACACUGUUCUUGCCACCAUCCCAGAAACUUUCGAUGCUCGUACCAAAUGGCCAAAAUGCAAGUCCAUCAAGCUCAUCCGUAAUCAAGCCAACUGUGGAUCAUGCUGGGCUUUCGGUGCUGCUGAGGUUAUUUCUGACCGUAUUUGCAUUGCGACCAAGGGAGCAAGACAACCAGUUAUUUCCCCAAUGGAUAUGGUUGAUUGCUGUGGGGAAUACUGUGGUUAUGGAUGUGACGGUGGAUAUUCCAUCCAGGCUCUCAGAUGGUGGGUCUUCGAUGGAGUUGUCACUGGGGGAGAUUACCAGGGAGAUGGUUGCAAACCAUACCAAUUCUGCAACUCUGCAGGAUGUCCUGAUGCCGUGACCCCGGAAUGCGCUUUGAGCUGCCAGUCAAAAUACAAUACGGAAUACGCAAAAGACAAGAACUUUGGAACCUCAGCCUACUAUGUUGGAAUGACUGUUAAUGCUAUCCAAACCGACAUCAUGACUAAUGGUCCAGUUGAGGCUUCUUUCAAAGUCUACGAAGACUUCUACAAAUAUAAAAGUGGAGUGUACAAGUACAUCGCCGGAAAGAUGCUUGGAGGACAUGCCAUCAAGAUUAUUGGGUGGGGAACUGAGAAUGGAACUGCAUACUGGCUCAUCGCCAAUUCCUGGGGAACCAAAUGGGGAGAAAACGGAUUCUUCAAGAUUCGUCGUGGAGUCAAUGAAUGUGGAAUUGAAAAUAACGUCGUCGCCGGAAAAGCCGACGUGGAUACUUUGUGA